UGAUGAGUGCGUGUGUGUGUGAGAGAGAAGGGUCGGUACCAGCACGUUACGUCCCGUGGACGAAGAUCUGCCGUCGGGUUGGUGCCUUCCCGUUCUCCUUCAACCCGCCCGCUCCCGACGCCGCUGAGCCGCGCGGGCCGUUCCUGCGGGCCCCGCCCCGUUUGUCCCUCGCUGGCGCCGCUUCCGUUCGCUUUCCGGCUGCCCGCCCGGCGUCCUGCUGUGUUUCUAUUGGCCCAGGGGCCGUCCUCCGCCAACCGCGCUCUGACUGCAGGAAGCGGCUCUGCCCGGGCGGGGCGGCGCCGAGGAGACGCGUGGCGGAGAGCGCGGAUCGGGAGCGGGGCUGCGGAGCUCAUGCGGCGGCGCGUGCGGCUGCUGACGGCGGCGCUGGGAGGCUGCGGGCUGCUGCUGCUGGGCUCGGCGCUGGCGGCGGGCGACGAGCGGCUCUACUCCGCGGCGGUGAUGCCCGCGCUCCGCGCCGUCACCCCGGAGGCCGCCCACGGCUUGGCCCUGCGCGCUGCCGCCCUCGGGCUUCUGCCGCCCGCCCGUCCCGACAGCCCCGCGCUGGAGGUGCGCGUCCUCGGGCUCCGGUUUCGCAACCCGCUGGGACUGGCGGCCGGCUUCGACAAACACGGCGAGGCUGUGGACGGGCUGUACAGGAUGGGCUUCGGCUUUGUGGAGGUGGGAACUGUCACGCCCGAGCCUCAGGAGGGCAACCCCAAGCCCAGAGUCUUUCGGCUGGUGGAAGACGAGGCAGUCAUUAACAGAUAUGGAUUCAACAGCCAUGGCCAUGCUGCGGUGGAGCGUAGGCUGCGGGCCCGCCAGGAGGCACAGCUCAAGCUCACAACUGUGGGGAUGCCUCUUGGAGUCAAUCUGGGCAAGAACAAGAGCUCUACAGAUGCUGCAGCUGACUACGUGGCUGGAGUCCAGACGCUGGGCCCCUUAGCUGACUAUUUGGUUGUGAAUGUGUCAAGCCCAAAUACUCCAGGGCUGCGGGACCUUCAGGGCAAGGCUGAGCUGCGGGACCUGCUGACCAAGGUGCUGGCAGAGAGGGACAUGCUGCCAUGUGAGCGUAAGCCAGCUGUGCUGGUAAAGAUUGCCCCGGAUCUCACUGAGCAGGACAAGCAGGACAUAGCUGGUGUUGUAUGUGAGGUUGGUGUGGAUGGACUGAUUGUCAGCAACACCACCGUCAGCCGCCCCAGUGGCCUCCAGAGCACACAGCGCCUGGAGUCUGGGGGCCUCAGUGGGAAGCCCCUGCGGGAGCUUUCCACACAGACAGUGCGGGAGAUGUAUGCCCUCACCCAAGGUAGGGACAGGGCAGGGCUCAGGGUGCAUCCUGUCCUCACCCCUGCUGUCCUGAUUCUGUACUUGCCCACAGGCCAGGUGCCCAUCAUUGGAGUGGGUGGGGUGAGCAGUGGCCGUGAUGCUUUGGAGAAGAUCCGUGCUGGAGCCUCGCUUGUACAGAUGUACACAGCACUAGUGUACCAUGGGCCCCCAGUGGUGGGAGCGGUGAAGCGGGAGCUGGAGGAGCUGCUAAGGGAGCAGGGGUUCAAGAGCAUCAUGGAAGCAGUUGGAGCAGAUCACCGGCGCUGACAGAUUGCAGGAUCAAGAUCUAGCCAAGAGGAGCCAUGGCAAACCAGGAAUGGCUGUGAUGUUUCCAGAGUGGUUAGGUUGGGACCAAGCCAAUGCCCUGGUCCUGGCCCUUGAGAAGGGUCAGUAAGAGGAGCUGGGGCUGUACUGGUGGGAAGCUGGGGAAGGGGUCUCUGUACUAAUGCCACUGCCCAGGGCUGUACUUUUGGCUUUCCUGUAGGCUGUGUUCCCCAGCAAAAGCAAGCGGUGGUCAGGUUCCACCUGAGAAAGGCCCUGGAGGAAGGCCAGCAGUGAAGUGAAAGAACAGUCUUGUGCCCACCUUCCCUAGAGUACUGACCAGAGCCCAAGCAAUGUUUUGGGUAUCCCUUCUGCCCUUCAGUUCUGGAACCUCUCCUGCUCCCUCUGGCUAGUGCUGGGUCAUGCACUACAGCCUCUGGAGUGACAUCUCUCCUUGCUUGUCCUCAUCUGCUCUCUGUACAGUGCUUUACUAAACCUGUGGGUUCUGAUCCUGACCUAGAGUUAAUAAACAUUUCUCUUACCUUG
This is a messenger RNA of Phasianus colchicus (ring-necked pheasant), 2130 nucleotides long. RefSeq names its product dihydroorotate dehydrogenase (quinone) (gene DHODH). Gene Ontology annotation, molecular function: dihydroorotate dehydrogenase activity. Gene Ontology annotation, biological process: pyrimidine ribonucleotide biosynthetic process; 'de novo' pyrimidine nucleobase biosynthetic process. NCBI's taxonomy places the organism in Eukaryota, Metazoa, Chordata, Aves, Galliformes, Phasianidae. Gene Ontology annotation, cellular component: mitochondrial inner membrane; cytoplasm. The record is from RefSeq and is a predicted model, not a curated record.